Suillus subalutaceus is the source of this 1758-nucleotide messenger RNA. Its product is annotated as HSF-type DNA-binding-domain-containing protein. The record is from RefSeq and is a predicted model, not a curated record. Bases 1 to 1758 code for a protein of 585 amino acids. The transcript has 11 exons. Gene Ontology annotation, molecular function: sequence-specific DNA binding; DNA-binding transcription factor activity; phosphorelay response regulator activity. Gene Ontology annotation, biological process: regulation of DNA-templated transcription; phosphorelay signal transduction system. NCBI's taxonomy places the organism in Eukaryota, Fungi, Basidiomycota, Agaricomycetes, Boletales, Suillaceae.
AUGCCAGCAACAAGCGAUUUCGUCAAAAAGCUUUACAAAAUGUUAGAAGACCAUACCUUCUCUCAUGUUGUGUCAUGGGGCCCACAAGGCGACUGCUUCGUCGUAAAGGACAUGAACGAAUUUACAAAAUCCAUCCUCCCACGCAUGUUCAAGCAUUCAAAUUUUGCUUCCUUCGUAAGACAACUCAACAAAUAUGAUUUUCAUAAAGUUAAAACAUCCGACGAUGCUCAAUUCGGCGAGCACAGCUGGACAUUCCGACACCCCGAUUUCCAUGCCGACCGACGUGACGCCCUCGAAAACAUAAAGCGCAAAGUCCCCGCAGCGCGUAAAUCUCUCCCAUCCUCCUCUAACGGGGUCGUGAGGGCUGAAGAGCGGAUUAGGGUGUUGGAGCGUCAGUACGGGGACGUGCUUGUUGAGAUGGUCAAUUUUCAAAAGGGGAUGGCGCAGCAGGAUGGCUUGAUGCAGGGAUUGAUACAGUAUUUUUUAGGGGAGGGAGGUAAACCCAAAGACCCCUCAGACGCUACCUCCCAAACCGCCGCCGGGUCUUCUACUGCUGCUUCACAAUUCGUUCCCGCCCAAGAACUCGGCCUGCAAGAUCCAGAUAUGGUCGCGCGGCUGAGUCUAGUGCAGAUGAACGAGAUGUCGAGGCGGGCAGCGAGCGAUGCGGCGUUUAGGACCCCGACUUCGACUUCGGCUUCGGGUUCUGGUGCUUCGGGGUCGUCAGCGGGUGAGGAAAUGCAUAUGCAGAGGACGAGUGGGAUGCAUUCGCAUUUGCAUCGAGGGGGGCAACAUCAACAGCAGCAGCAACAGCAGUCCUCAUCACAAGCGUCGACACAAGACGGCAACGCUACGUUUCUCCUUCCCCCUGAUAUGAACUGGGACGCGCCGACGACGAUGCAUGAGGGACUGCAGGUUUUUACGGUUGGACAUCUGUUACCCCGGAGUAGCGUGGAGGAUCAGAAUGGGAAUUGGAUGUUCAAUGCUAAUCCUUCGACGGGCGCUGUGCCUCCACCUGCAGAAGUCGUACGUCCGACGCUGUCUAAUGGACGAUCUUCGACUGCGCCUACGACUAUCCGUGUUCGACGGUCUACGUUCGUGCCGGGAUGGGCUGUUCCGCCUAGGGUGUUACUUGUAGACGACGACGCGGUGAGCAGGAGAUUGAGCAGCAAGUUCUUGCAGGUGUUUGGAUGCAUGAUUGAUGUUGCUGUGGAUGGUGUUGGAGCUGUGAAUAAGAUGAACCUUGAAAAAUACGAUUUGGUGUUGAUGGAUAUCGUAAUGCCCAAAAUGGACGGAGUCAGCGCUACGAAUCUCAUACGCCAAUUCGACCAUAUGACCCCCAUUAUCAGUAUGACCUCUAAUUCGAAACCGAGCGAGAUUAUGACGUAUUAUUCAUCUGGGAUGAAUGAUAUUUUACCUAAGCCAUUUACGAAGGAGGGGUUGUUGGAUAUGUUGGAGGUGUGUUUUAUACCAAGAUGGAGGAUGUAUGAAUUGACACGGCUGCGCAGAAACACCUUAUGCACCUUAAAUCUUCAUCCGGCGUUGGGAAUGUCGGGGUACGACGACGAUGGACGGAUUAACCCCCUAGCAGGGAUGGGUCUAUCUGACGAGCGAUACGCAGCUAUUCUGAGAGAUAUCGUUACCCAGGAGAGUUUUUCGGGGGGUGCAUUAGGUCCUGGGAUGGGAGGAGAGAAGCGGGAAUUGGACGAUGGAGGCGAUGGGAGAGAGGGGAAAAGGGGACGGUUUGAGAUCAUCGAGUGA